AUGCCUUCCUUCUUCGACUUCCAACAAGGUCACGACCCGCGCGGGGCAACAAGCGACAGCUCGCCCCUUUUAGGACGCUUUCGCGCCGUGCCGGAUGCGUCGCGACGGAAUGGGGCCCAUAGAAAUAGUCUGAGUCUGCUGGGCAGCUUUACGACAGGUAGGAGAUAUGCGGGCGUGUUUGGGAAUAGAGAUACUGGCGAUGAUAGCAGUUCAGAGGGUCAGGAUGGGGACGCAGUGGGGGUGGUAAAGGGGUUGUCGAGAACGUUGAGAGAUCUUUGGCUGGAUCCGAAGCAGGCCGCUGUGGCGAGGGUGGUGGAUAAGUGGUGGACAAGAUGGACGGUGCUGGUUGUGCUACCGGCUGCUUUGGCUGUAGCUUGGUGUGCUUUACCGUUCCCUCAGUACGAUCUACCAGAUGACGACGAUGUGCAAGCAUUCAGCUUUGGUCUGGAUGCUCUAGGACACAAGGUACCGGGUCAUGGAGAAGCUCGAGUAGAGAUCAACUUCUGGUUCUUCUUGUUUGUGUACUACGGCUUCUAUAAUAUAACUGCUUUGAUGUGGAUUACGAAAGUGUUCAACAUCUACAGUCUGAACUGGUGGCCGCAGAGUCUAGGUUUCCCGUUUACCGUCUCAGUCAUUGCAACUAUAUCAAUCGCAGCACCAAUCCCUAUUUACUACUUCCCCCAAUCAAGGUAUUUCACGAAACACAAUACCGUAUGGAUAUGCUGGACCUUUUUCACCAUGGCAAUGCCACUUAUCAUCGCCUUUGCUAUUCUCAUGAACCACGAGCGCCAUCUGGGACUUCGACAAUCUCUUUCCGAAACACAGCGAAUAUUUACAUCCUCAUGGUGGACGGGAGAGACCGAGACAAUUGUGGGAAGAGACCCACAGCGAAGGCCAGCGGUCCAGCAAUCAACGUUUGAUCCUGAUGCUCCGCUGGAAGUUGCUCUUGCUACAGACAAUAUGAAUCGUCGAGAAUUGUCAUUGAGGAAACGCUGGAUCCCAGCUAGCUUUGUCAGAUUCAUAUGGUUUUGCUUAGCUCUCUUCAUCGGGAUGCUGGCUUAUGUCUUGGGAGAAGCAUAUGCCGAGACAUAUCUGAGAACGUUGCCACAUACAACUCUUGCAACGAUUGUCUACGUCUACAGCUGGGUCGCAACCGUGCACAUCUUGGACGGAAUAGUCGGCUGGAUACUCGGUGGAAACGAAGGUGAGAGGGUGGGGAGUUAUCCCUUAGGUUGGAUAUUCAAACUUUACUUCGCACUAACCUACCAAACCUACGUCCGAGCUCUAUACGCCCGUCUCCGCUCCCCCGAACAGUUCAUAUAUCUCCAAAUCCUCUCAUCAUCAUUCCUGAUCAUCCUCGGACCUCUCACAAUGUCUAAACCCUUCCACUACGUCCUGAGCGUCCUCUCUAUAAACGGUCAAACCCUCCCAUCCUACCAGAAGUUCUGCGCCAGGAAUAUCUUCAUCAGAGGUCUAGCGGAGAACGUCUCUAUGCUCACAUUCGUGGGCUCCAUUCUCGUGCUUCAUUACGGGAGUAACAAAGACGUCUACCCCUAUUUCGCAUUCGACUCGGAGAACUCCCCUCCCCAAUUUUCCCGUGGAAGUCUGCCCAUCGGCGGCGGCGAAAUGUACGAUUUCGGACUCACGUUCUACGCCUCUCUGGUCACCUGGGCAUGCGAGAUAGUCGCCGGCUGGAUCGUCCGACGCAUCCUAUGGUACGGAUGGGCUUCUGACGUCACGGGAGAAGCAAAGGCGGAUCUGGCCAUGUGGCCCGAGUUGUUGCCUACGGGUGUGGUUGUCAUGGUUCAUGUCUUGCAGAACAUGUUGUUUUCGAUUGUGCGGCUGAGAUUUCAUUGA
This is a messenger RNA of Lachnellula hyalina, 1857 nucleotides long. RefSeq lists its product as uncharacterized. The transcript is spliced from 4 exons. The record is from RefSeq and is a predicted model, not a curated record. Lineage: Eukaryota; Fungi; Ascomycota; Leotiomycetes; Helotiales; Lachnaceae. The coding region runs from base 1 to 1857 and encodes 618 amino acids.